GUAUUCCCACAGGAUAUGAUAUAUCUAGGAAUAUCACUAACAAAAACUGAACAAAGGGUCUGAGGUGAACGUGUUAACGUACGUGUGACUGGUGGUUUUUGUCCACCGAUCGAGCUAUCUAGUGCAGUGCUAGUGGCAGAAGAAAGGGGUACUGGUCAGAGGAUCAGGAGGGUCUAGGAUCUAGGACAUGUGUGACUCUUGUGGGACAAGGAUUAACCUGCUGAGCAGAAAGACGUGCAACAACUGCCAGCUGCACUUUUGCAGUACAUGCGUUCAACUCAGUGUUCCUAAAGGCUCACACAUUUGCCAUAGAUGCAUCGUGUUCACAAGCCCAGUAAUGAAGCGGUCUCAACUAUUGACACUCAAACAUUCCAACCUCCAGUACUACAUGAAACAUAAUCACAUACAGGUUUCCUUAAACUCGACCACUGAAGACCUCAUUGAAGUCAUUCUGUCAAGACAAGCGAAAGCGCUCGUAGAGAAAGCAAACGACGCAAUUCGAGAACUCAAAAAUGUACCGCCCGGUACAGACAUGACCAAUAUUGAUAUGUCUUCAUUGAACUAUCACAGCACUGCUUACUCAAACCCUGGUGCUGGUGGGGGCCGACGUUCUGGUGGAAAUGAGAGAGGUAGUGAUAGAGUAGAUGGAGCAACUCCCACUGAAGAAGGACUACAUAUCAGAAAGAAAGUGAAGAAGACGGUGGACCUUGCGAGUGUGAGCACCAUCAAUGAGUUGGAUCAUGAGGAGGACAUUAGUCUGUUGUCUGUGAAGCAGCUCAAAAUCAUUCUACAGAGGAACUGUAUCGACUACAAAGGGUGUGUAGAGAAGGACGAGCUCCUCACGAAAGUCAAGACAUUGUGGAAAGCCAGAGAAGAGCAGAAAAAAAUGGAGGCCAAGAUUACAGAGGCUGGAGAUACUGAUGCCGAGAGUGAUUUCCUAUGUAAGGUGUGUAUGGACGCUCCCGUGGACUGUGUGCUAUUAGACUGUGGUCACAUGCUCACUUGUGUUCGCUGUGGCCGUCAGCUGGCAGAGUGUCCAGUGUGUAGGCAGUACGUUGUUAGAGUAGUCCAUGCAUUUAAAGUGUGAUUCUCUCAGGUACAAAACUGUCACUAGAUCGAUCUCUGUUGUGUUUUCAUUUUUAUUUUUGUAAGAUUUAAUUUAUUGAGUCUUAAUUCAUUCA
Molecule: messenger RNA, 1181 nt
Organism: Halichondria panicea
Lineage: Eukaryota; Metazoa; Porifera; Demospongiae; Suberitida; Halichondriidae
Product: E3 ubiquitin-protein ligase RNF34-like
Exons: 5
Coding region: 188-1087 (299 amino acids)
Biological process (GO): proteasome-mediated ubiquitin-dependent protein catabolic process; protein K48-linked ubiquitination; negative regulation of extrinsic apoptotic signaling pathway via death domain receptors
Cellular component (GO): plasma membrane; cytoplasm
Molecular function (GO): ubiquitin protein ligase activity
Source: RefSeq, a predicted model, not a curated record